AUGACGGAAGUGGUAUUACAAGGCACUUUCAGCAUAGAUACGUUCGAUCCAGCGGUUACAAACUGGAAAAGAUGGUUGCAGCGAUUUGAGGGCGCCGUAACAGUCUUCAAGGUACCUGACGAUCAAAAGGUGGCCUACCUUUUACAUUUCAUAGGACCUGUGGCUUUCGAUAUGAUCUGCGAUAAGCUAUCGCCGGCCGACCCGUACAAACAAACGUAUGCAAAUAUCACGGCUAAAUUGGAAGACUUCUACGCACCAACCCCACUAGAGAUUGCGGAAAAUUACCGUUUUCAUUUGCGAAAGCAAACGGAAGGAGAAACGAUACAAUCCUUCGUGGCGGCACUACAUAAAUUGAGUGUUAAUUGCAAUUUCGGGGCCUACCAAAAGACGGCUUUGAGAAACCAAUUUGUGUUCGGCUUAGCCAGCAAACGGGCACAAGCACGCCUGUUAGAAACAAAAGACUUGGAUUUCGAUAGAGCCGUUCAGAUCGCUACCUCGAUGGAAUUGUCCGAAAAAGACGCUACGCAGCUGCAAUCAGGGGUGGCUAAAGUGGAUUACACCGGUUCGGUGCAGAUCAGGAAACCGGCUAGAGACAAAAGAUACAAUACGCCAGCGAAGAAACCGGCACCGAUGAAGUUAGAUGUUCAAUCGCGCCCCGCGUCGUCGAAGACCCCACAUACAAACGCACGAGCGGCAACAAACGUUGUUUGUUUCCGGUGCGGCGCAAAUCAUUUGGCCACCCAUUGCAGCCUGGAUCGGGGCAUCCGGUGCAGAAACUGUGGUAUUGCAGGACAUUUAGCCAAAGUAUGCAAAAAAGCAAGAGCCAAUACGAAGCAACUGGAGGAAAUUCUGCUGGUCGAGCACCUACAACAUCGGCAGGGAUACUACGUCACCCUAACAGUCGAGAAUACACCGGUGAAGUUCGAAGUAGACAGCGGAGCCGCAGUAACCAUCAUCAGUAAGCGAAUGAGCGAACAAUUGUUUCCGAAUAAAGUUCUAAGGUAUACUGCACUUAAAUUACAAACAUUUUGCAAAACGAUCGUGGAUAUCGUAGGGAUGUACAGCGUGCAAGUCCGAUAUCGAAGUAUUGUGAAAAGAUUAAAUGUAUACGUCGCGAAUGUAGACCGGAAACCGCUAUUAGGUCGAGAAUGGAUCCGGCAGCUCAAAAUUUCGUUAACGGAAGAAAUUGCACAUGCGACCGCGAUCUCGCAUAAUGAAGUAGACACAAUUUUAAAGAAUUACCAGGGAAAACUGGAUCCGACCAGUUCAAAGAUUCGUGGAAUCCAAGCGCGGCUUACAUUAAAGGAAAAUGCGAACCCGGUUUUUGUCAAAGCGCGUACCGUACCGUUCCGUCUGGCUGAGUUGGUAACGAAAGAAAUCGAUACGUUAGAAAAAGAGGGAAUACUCGAGAAGGUAAACGCGUCCGAGUGGGCUACACCCAUUGUCCCAGUUCUAAAAAAGAAUAAUACAAUUAGAAUGUGCGGCGAUUUCAGCGUAACUUUAAAUAAGCAUUUAGUCGUAGACGAGCAUCCGCUCCCGACAAUCGACGAAUUGUUUGCAACCAUGGCCGGCGGAGAUAAAUUUUCGAAAAUCGAUUUACAACACGCGUAUUUACAAUUAGAAAUUCGUUCCGAGGACCGCGAACUGGUAACGUUAAAUACACACAAAGGAUUAUAUAGAUGCACCAGAUUACUGUACGGCAUUGCAAGCGCACCCGCAAUUUGGCAAAGACAAAUGAAAAAUUUGCUACGAGACAUUCCGGGAGUCUCAGUGUUCAUCGAUGAUAUUCGAAUUACCGCUCCAAAUGAUAAAGUUCACUUGCAACGCCUAGAACAGGUAUUAACUAGAUUAGGCGAAGCAAAUAUCCGAAUCAAUACGGAAAAAUCCGAAUUUUUCAAGAAUUCAAUCGAAUACUGCGGGUACAGAAUUGAUAAACAGGGUAUUCACAAAACAAAAACAAAAAUGGACGCGAUUGAUAAGAUGCCGCGACCGCGAAAUAUAACGGAACUACGAGCGUUCAUUGGAUUUGUAAACUAUUACGGCAGGUUUAUAGAAAACUUGAGCUCGUUACUUUCCCCCCUGUACGAAUUAUUGAGCGACCGCGUGCCAUUUAAAUGGACGAAGGAAUGCGAAAAAGCGUUCUUAGAUGCUAAAUGUCAAUUCAAAAGUAACAAAGUCCUGGCGCAUUUCAAUCCGCAACUACCGUUAAUUGUAGCUACCGACGCUAGUUCAUACGGUGUCGGAGCAAUACUCUCGCAUAAAUACCCAGAUGGAUCGGAACGGGUUCUGCAAUACGCGUCACAAACGUUGUCGAAAACCCAACGUCGAUAUUCACAAAUCGACAAGGAAGCCUACGCAAUCAUCUUUGCAAUUAAAAAAUUCCACCAAUAUCUUUACGGGAAUCAUUUCACUCUGUACACCGACCACCAACCGUUAGUACAAAUAUUCUCGCCAACUAAAGCACUGCCCGCUUACAGUGCCAUGAGAAUGCAACAUUAUGCAUUAUUCUUACAAGGGUUUUCUUUUAAUAUUAAAUACAAAAAUACGAAAUUACACAGUAACGCGGACGGUUUAUCGCGCUUACCCGUACGAAACGAAACUGAUUUCGAGUAUGACGUGGUAGAUGCUCACGAGUUAAAUAGCAUAAAUACUUUACCGGUUACAGCCGAGGAAAUAGUGAAAGAAAUAGAAACAGACGAUAAAUUACACAAAAUUAAAGUAGCAUUACAAAGCGGGAAGCUGCUAUCCGCCCGCGACCGAUUCAAUGUUAACCAAACAGCGUAUAGUUUACAACAAGGUAUCAUUAUGGUCAACGAUAAGGUGUUUAUUCCCGGAAAAUUACGAAACAGAAUACUACAAGAAUUACAUUCAGGGCAUUUUGGCGUAAUUAGAAUGAAACAUUUAGCUCGAGGAAUAUGUUGGUGGCCGGGGAUAGAUCGAGAUAUAGAAAACGUCACUAAAAAUUGCGUACACUGUAAUAAUAAUAGAAACAAUCCGGCAAAAGUGGACACACAUUGUUGGGAGCCUACGAAUACUGUUUUCGAUCGUGUACAUGUUGAUUACGCCGGUCCUUUCUUAAACCAUUACUUCUUCGUGCUGGUCGACUUAUUUUCAAAGUGGCCAGAGGUUCGAAUAGCUAAAAAUACAUCAUCAAGAACUACAAUAGAAAAAUGUAGGGAAAUUUUCAGUACAUUCGGUAUCCCGCGAAUUAUGGUGAUGGAUAAUGGUACUAGUUUUCGCUCCCAGGAAUUCAUGUCUUUCUUGAAAACGAACGGAAUUACUCCGAAAUUUACGGCACCGUAUAACCCGUCGACAAAUGGACAGGCGGAGCGUUUCGUCCAAAUGUUAAAAAUUGGUAUUAAAGAGAACCUAGAACAAAAACAAGCAACAGAAGAAAAUAUUCACACUGCGUUACAACAAUUGUUACUCCAUUACCGAACGACUGUACAUGCGAAUACAAAUGUAUCCCCAGCGGAAGUAAUGUUUUCAAGGAAAAUAAGAACGCGUUUAGAUUUAGUUUUGCCGGCCAAGCAGCAACCGCGUUCAGAUGUAAAUACAGAUAAGCGAGUGCGUGAGCUUGAGAGGGGAGAGAGAGUGCAGUGUAGGAAUUAUUUUGGAUCAAAGAAAUGGUGUUUCGGAGCAGUCAAACAGCGUAUAGGAAAGCUGAAUUACGAAAUCGCAUUGGACGACGGGCGAACGUGGAGGCGCCACAUAAACCAGAUACAAAAAAUCGGCCGGGGUACGCAAGUUCAAGCCAAUGAUGACUGGAACUUCGACUACAAACCACCGGAAGAUCCGGAAACCGCGCAACCGCAGAGUGAGGAGCAGAACGGCCCUCAAGAUCCCCCAGAACAGAUGAGGGAUACGGGAACGCUAGAACGACACAUGCGAAAUCGAAGACCGCCCCAGCGAUACGGCGAAGUUUAUGUACAUUAG
Molecule: messenger RNA, 3936 nt
Organism: Osmia bicornis bicornis
Lineage: Eukaryota; Metazoa; Arthropoda; Insecta; Hymenoptera; Megachilidae
Exons: 1
Coding region: 1-3936 (1311 amino acids)
Biological process (GO): DNA integration
Molecular function (GO): zinc ion binding; nucleic acid binding
Source: RefSeq, a predicted model, not a curated record